AUGUACUUGGUCAAGGUGUCGGACUUCCUCCAGAUGGAAGGAGCCCCAGAGUCGCACGACGUCCUGAAAGAGCGCGGCCUGCUCCACGAGUGGAAAGCCGGGAUGUUUGCAAUCUUUGUUUCACACCAGUGGCUUGGACGUCAGCAUCCAGACCCCAACGGUGAGCAAGUGGCCGUGCUUCGCCAGAUGUUGCAAGGGCUCAUUAAUGGUUCACUGACUGUUGCGGGGGAUCUUGUCUCUUCCACCUACGGUCAGGGGAAGCGCCUCACCUCAGAGACGCGCAAACAGGUGGAGUGUGGCUACGUCUUCUUGGAUUGGUUUGCAAUACCACAGAUUACAGCCCGAGCAAAAGGUGUGAACGAAGAGGUCACCAAGUCGGAUGCAGCACUGGCUGUUAAAAGUAUCCCUUCAUAUGUCGAGGCAGCGAGCCUCUUUGUUGCUCUGGUUCCAUUUGUGCCGCAUGCUGACACGAAAGAGUGGUGUUCAUACACAACCUGGCUCGCUCGCGGCUGGUGCCGUGCUGAGCUGUGGCUUCACAUGCUGUCAAGCAAGCCUGACACAAGUGUCAUCCUCGUGACCUCAGUGCCAGAAGCAAAGUUCAUGUUUCCUUUGGACUGGCUCGAGAACACGAUUGCCAGUGGAGAUUUCACAGUCGAGGAAGACCGUGCUGUGGUGGUUCAGCUGGGGCAGAGAGCGCUGGAAUCCAAGAUCCGCGAGCAUAGGCAGUCUGGGCCACUCGCGGUGUUCCGGUUCUAUCGGGCGCAUCAGUGGAAGAUGCUGGGCCAGAAGCGGUCCGAGUGGGGCGUGCAAGAGUUUCUGGAUGCCUUUCAGUUCCCUAGCCUGGAAGAUGCUGCGAAGGAUCAGAGUAGCAUGAGUGCCCUCAUGUGUGCGGUGUUCACUGGCGACAGUCACAUGAUUCGUCUGCUGGUGGCUAACCGUGCCGAUGUGAACAUCAGAGCUCAUGGCUUAUCAAAGGCGGGAUACUUCGACGGUCAGCCACUGAUCGUUUGUGCGGCAAAGUCCCACCAACCCGCCCAUGUCCUGGCCACACUUUGUGAGCUGCGCGCAGACGUGCAUGCCAGAAUGGGUUUAAUGGGUUCGACAGUAGCACCCAUGGUACGCUCGCGGGAGCAACUGAAGGUAAUUUUGGAUGCAAGGGCGGACUUUCACGGGCACUUUGACCCCGCGGGUCACACUCCACUUGGUGGUGCCUGCGGCAUGGCAAACUCCGAGACCAUUGCCGCGCUGCUGGAAGUAAGGUGCAAUCCCAACCCACCCCUGUAUGGUCUCGGCCAGAGCCCUUUACACCAUGCAAUCCUGUUCUCAAGGGGAAACCCUUCUGCCUUCAAGAUCGUCCAGCUGCUGCUUGAGCAUGGAGCUGACCCCAAUGCCCUCACCAAUCCAACUGGAACAUUCAAAUGGAUGAGCCAGGCGGCUCAGGCGUAUGAGGUCAUCAUGGGGAGGGAGAACUGCAGCUUCCUUGUCCGCUGCUACGCCAUUCUCACACGCUUAUCCCCGCUGGGCCUAGCAGCGUUCAUUGGCGACCCUGACUUGCUCCAGCUCCUGCUCGAUUUUGGCGCAGAAGCACCUGUGCCAAAUAGUCGAGGAGACUUCCCCGUGGACUUGGCAAGAGAGAACGGGCAUUUCCAUUUGCUGCCCAUCCUAAAUACCUUCCAUGUCUAG
Symbiodinium pilosum is the source of this 1683-nucleotide messenger RNA. Lineage: Eukaryota; Dinophyceae; Suessiales; Symbiodiniaceae. The record is from the annotation of a GenBank genome assembly.